This is a messenger RNA of Cornus florida, 3633 nucleotides long. RefSeq names its product aconitate hydratase, cytoplasmic-like. The record is from RefSeq and is a predicted model, not a curated record. The transcript is spliced from 20 exons. Gene Ontology annotation, biological process: tricarboxylic acid cycle; citrate metabolic process. Gene Ontology annotation, molecular function: aconitate hydratase activity; 4 iron, 4 sulfur cluster binding. The coding region runs from base 162 to 3167 and encodes 1001 amino acids. Lineage: Eukaryota; Viridiplantae; Streptophyta; Magnoliopsida; Cornales; Cornaceae. Gene Ontology annotation, cellular component: cytosol; mitochondrion.
GUAACAGAAAAUCCCACUAUCGAGUGUAGUAGUGGUAGUAUCAAAUCAUCGCAGCAGAAGCUGCCAUGAACAGCUGCUUCUGUAUCUAUAUAUAUUAAGGCUUUGUAUUCAUCCACUGAAUUUGAUUUUGGGGGGUUUCUGAACAUUUUUAUAUAAUCGUCAUGUAUAUAACUGCUGCUUCAUCAUCAUCAUAUGCGCUUUUGAGAGCUUCUAGGGUUCGCUUCGCGUCUUUUCUCUCUAGAACUUCUUCAUUUUCGCCUUCUCUCUCUAGACCUUCACUUUCUUCUCCUCUGUCGUCGCCUUCUUUGGUUAGUUACCGUUCGAUUAGCUUCUCGUCGGCGUUUCGAUCCCUCCGCCAUUCUGUCCCUCGCUGGAGUCACGGUGUUGACUGGCGAUCGCCCCUCAGUCUUAGGGCUCAGAUCCGAACCGCGUCUCCUGUGAUCGAACGCUUAGAGCGAAGGAUCGCGACUAUGGCUUCUGAGCACACUUUCAAGGGAAUAUUGACUGGUCUUCCUAAGCCUGGAGGUGGUGAAUUUGGAAAAUUCUACAGCUUACCUGCUUUAAAUGAUCCAAGGGUUGACAAGUUGCCAUAUUCUAUCAGGAUACUUCUGGAAUCUGCUAUACGUAAUUGUGACAACUUCCAAGUUACAAAAGAUGAUGUGGAGAAGAUCAUUGAUUGGGAGAAUACUUCACCAAAGCUAGUUGAAAUUCCUUUUAAGCCUGCUCGUGUUCUAUUACAGGAUUUUACUGGAGUUCCAGCUGUGGUUGACCUUGCUUGUAUGCGCGAUGCUAUGAACACGCUUGGUAGCGACUCUAACAAGAUCAAUCCCUUGGUUCCGGUGGAUCUUGUCAUUGAUCAUUCAGUUCAGGUUGACGUAGCAAGAUCUGAAAAUGCAGUACAGGCAAAUAUGGACCUUGAAUUCCAGAGAAACAAAGAGAGGUUUGCUUUUCUUAAAUGGGGAUCGACUGCUUUUCAUAAUAUGCUCGUUGUUCCUCCUGGUUCUGGAAUCGUCCACCAGGUUAAUCUAGAAUACCUUGGGCGGGUUGUUUUCAAUACUGAUAGCAUUCUUUACCCCGAUAGCGUGGUUGGAACUGAUUCUCACACAACUAUGAUUGAUGGGUUAGGAGUUGCUGGCUGGGGAGUGGGAGGAAUUGAGGCAGAGGCAGCGAUGCUUGGCCAGCCCAUGAGCAUGGUUUUGCCUGGUGUCGUUGGAUUCAAAUUGUCUGGGAGAUUGUGCAAUGGUGUCACAGCAACUGAUUUGGUUUUGACUGUAACGCAAAUGUUGAGGAAACAUGGUGUUGUUGGCAAGUUUGUUGAGUUCUAUGGUGAUGGUAUGGGGGAAUUAUCAUUGGCUGAUAGGGCCACUAUUGCAAAUAUGUCACCGGAAUAUGGAGCUACCAUGGGUUUCUUCCCUGUAGACCAUGUCACAUUACAGUACCUCAAAUUAACUGGAAGAAGUGAUGCGACGGUGGAAAUGAUUGAAGCUUAUUUACGUGCAAACAGAUUGUUUGUUGACUAUAGUGAGCCUCAACUAGAAAGAGUAUACUCAUCUUAUCUGCAGUUGGACCUAGCCAAUGUUGUACCUUGUAUUUCAGGACCGAAACGACCUCAUGACCGAGUUCCUUUGAAAGACAUGAAAGCUGAUUGGCAUUCAUGUCUUGAUAGCAAAGUUGGAUUCAAGGGCUUUGCUGUACCAAAGGAGGCACAGGAUAAAAUUGCAAAGUUUUCUUUCCAUGGUCAGCCUGCAGAGAUCAAGCAUGGUAGCGUUGUGAUAGCAGCUAUCACUAGUUGCACAAACACUUCAAACCCUAGUGUCAUGCUUGGUGCUGCUCUUGUUGCAAAGAAAGCAUGUGACCUUGGUUUGGAGGUCAAGCCAUGGGUAAAAACAAGCCUUGCCCCUGGUUCUGGAGUUGUUACUAAAUAUUUGCUCCAGAGUGGUCUUCAAAAAUAUUUGAACCAGCAAGGCUUUCACAUUGUUGGCUAUGGCUGCACAACGUGUAUAGGAAAUUCCGGGGACCUUGAUGAAUCUGUUGCUUCUGCAAUUACAGACAAUGAUAUUGUUGCUGCUGCUGUGCUUUCUGGAAAUAGAAACUUUGAGGGCCGUGUGCAUCCGCUGACAAGAGCUAACUAUCUUGCUUCUCCACCACUAGUUGUAGCCUAUGCACUUGCUGGCACGGUUAACAUAGACUUUGACAAGGAGCCAAUUGGAACUGGAAAGGAUGGUAAAAGUGUAUACUUCAGGGAUAUCUGGCCCAGUACUGAAGAAAUUGCAGAGGUGGUUCAAUCAAGUGUACUGCCUGAUAUGUUCAAGAGCACUUAUGAAGCUAUCACGAAAGGCAAUGCAAUGUGGAAUCAGCUAUCAGUUCCCACAGGCACUCUUUAUUCUUGGGACCCAAACUCGACUUACAUACAUGACCCCCCGUACUUCAAGGGUAUGACCAUGGACCCACCAGGUCCUCAUGGAGUGAAGGAUGCCUACUGUUUGCUCAACUUCGGUGACAGUAUUACCACAGACCAUAUUUCUCCAGCAGGAAGUAUACACAAGGACAGCCCUGCUGCCAGGUACCUCCUUGAGCGUGGGGUUGAUCGCAAGGACUUCAAUUCUUAUGGUAGUCGUCGCGGUAAUGAUGAGGUGAUGGCAAGGGGCACCUUUGCUAAUAUUCGUAUUGUCAACAAGCUCUUGAAAGGAGAAGUUGGCCCAAAGACUGUUCACAUUCCAACUGGAGAGAAGCUUUAUGUGUUUGAUGCAGCAAUGAGGUACAAGGCUGAUGGACACGACACCAUUGUUCUGGCUGGAGCGGAAUAUGGAAGUGGCAGUUCUCGAGACUGGGCUGCUAAGGGGCCAAUGCUACAGGGAGUAAAAGCAGUGAUUGCCAAGAGCUUUGAGAGAAUUCAUCGCAGUAAUCUGGUCGGAAUGGGCAUUAUUCCUCUGUGUUUCAAAUCUGGUGAGGAUGCAGAUACACUAGGCUUGACCGGUCAUGAGCGUUACACUAUAGAUCUUCCAAGCAAAGUCAGUGAGAUAAGGCCUGGCCAAGAUGUGACUGUGACAACAGACACCGGCAAGUCUUUCACAUGCACAGCCCGCUUUGACACAGAGGUUGAGUUGGCAUAUUUUGAUCAUGGUGGCAUCCUUCCGUAUGUCAUCCGGAAUCUGAGUAAACAGUAAAUGUUUCGAGUUUUUGGACCUACAGUCUCUUCUCUUCUCCUCUGGCGAGCUUCCUCUAUUGCGGGUAUUUUAGACAGAGAGAGACACGGCGGUAUGUAAAUCGUGUUCCAUCGUAGAACACUACUAUGCUAUAAUUCUUGCCCUUCACUAUUUCACUUUGCAAGGUUUUUCAAUAAAAAAGAAAGGGGGGAAAAUAUGCUUUUGUUUUUUGUUUUUUUCACUCCCUUUCGCAAGCCUAGAUGACCUUUUCCCUUGUUCAGAAUUGGAAAAACUGAUAAUAUAGGCAAGCAACCCUUGAUGGGUGUGUAGACGUGCCAGUUAACUGCGUCCUUCCGAGUACCACUAUUUUUUAGUAUUUUAUGUGUUUCAUUUAUUUGGGCCAAAAACAAAAACUCUUCGGAACCAUCUCAAUUUUGCAAAUAAUUCCUUGUCAUAUAUGAUAAAUAUUGCUCUUUCAACUUUCAAA